Messenger RNA from Fomitiporia mediterranea MF3/22, 1226 nucleotides. RefSeq names its product NAD-binding protein. The record is from RefSeq and is a predicted model, not a curated record. Gene Ontology annotation, molecular function: oxidoreductase activity, acting on NAD(P)H, oxygen as acceptor. Gene Ontology annotation, cellular component: intracellular anatomical structure. The transcript has 3 exons. NCBI's taxonomy places the organism in Eukaryota, Fungi, Basidiomycota, Agaricomycetes, Hymenochaetales, Hymenochaetaceae. The coding region runs from base 1 to 1050 and encodes 349 amino acids.
AUGUCUGCUGCACUUCGCUUGUGUUCUGCUCUCAAACCUGCUUUAUACUGUGCAAGGUCGAGUGCGCUUGUAGCCCGCACUGUCGCAUUGACGAGUGCAGUAUCGACGCGUGUGGGCAAAUAUCGGUUACUCACUAGUACACCACCUGCUCGUCUUCCCAAGACUCAAUCUUACUCCCUGUUACACCCAAUCGGCGUCGAAGCUGCUCUCCGCGCUGCAUCCGAUCCAACGUUCAAACCCACUCCUACACUUCUACAGAAGGAGUUCUCACUUGCCCAACGUGUCGCGGUCGUUACUGGUGGUCACCAGGGCUUGGGACUCGAGGUGGCUGAAGCACUCGCAGAGGCCGGGGCUGUUGUCUAUUGUCUUGAUAUCCUCCCCGGACCGAAAGAGGGCUCGGCGUUCCGUGCUACGCAGACGUACGUCUCGCGUCUCGGAGUUGAGGGUGCACGACUCGAGUACGCUCAGGUGGACGUGACAGAUCAGAAAGCAGUGUGGAAUGUUGUGGAGAGUAUUGCAGUGAAGGAAGGGAGGUUGGACGUGUGUGUCGCCGCUGCGGGGAUACUGAGGGAACAAGCGUGUCUUGAGUACACCGCAGAGGAGUUUGAGAAGAUGAUGAAGGUAAAUGUGAAUGGGGCGUUUUAUACCGCGCAGGCUGCGGGUCGGCAGAUGGAUCGCCUAAAGAUCAAGGGGAGCAUCGUACUUGUUGCAUCGAUGUCGGGGAGUAUAGCGAAUAGGGGCCAGAAAUGGGUUGCGUACAAUACAUCCAAGAGUGCGGUUCUUCAGAUGGCGCGGAGUAUGGCAUGUGAGCUUGGUCCGAAAGGAAUACGUGUCAACACGCUCUCGCCAGGAUACAUAUACACUGCAAUGACGCACGACGUCUUACACUCCCAGACAGACAAGCUCACUGAAUGGUCUACUCAGAACCCACUGGGUCGACUUGGAAGGCCAGACGAGCUUCGCGGUGUUGUUGCUUGGCUUGCAAGUGAUGCGAGUACGUUUUGUACUGGGUCGGAUAUCCUGGUUAGUGGGGGUCAGCAUGCUUGGUGAAUUGUGGAUAGUGUGGUGAUAACGGUUAAAUGGACAAAAGGAUAAAUGGGAUGUUUCCUUUGCUGUGUAGUUUAUGUUCUUGGUUUCAGUUUCAGGUUUUUUAGUAUUAUGGACUUGGACUAGAUCUCAUUUUUUUUUGUAUAUUUGUAUAUUGGUUUGCAAUCGUCUGCUUUCAU